This is a messenger RNA of Amborella trichopoda, 2082 nucleotides long. RefSeq names its product methyltransferase. Gene Ontology annotation, molecular function: S-adenosylmethionine-dependent methyltransferase activity. NCBI's taxonomy places the organism in Eukaryota, Viridiplantae, Streptophyta, Magnoliopsida, Amborellales, Amborellaceae. The record is from RefSeq and is a predicted model, not a curated record.
CCUAGAAACCAGGGUUCAUUUUUUUUGUAGAGAGAGAAUGGUAGGAGAGAGAAAGGAACCGGAAAUUCGCAGAUAUGGCCAGUGAGAGAGUCGGAUGAGAGAGAAAGAAGCGGGUAGAGCCAUGAAGCCCUUCCUUACCAUCGAAGAAGCCUACUGGUUCAGGCUCUCAUUGACCUUGCCUUUGCCUUCUCUUGUUGGAGCAAACCACACAUCUGCCAGGUUCUGCAGCCGCUAGAAUUCUUUCUUUUCCUGGUUAAUACCUGCAGAACCAACAUCAAGAAAUUCCAAAACAGGGAGGGGAAAGGAAGGAUAAGAAAUAAAAAGGGAAAAUUCCCAUAACUGGAUUUCUUUUCAUAAUUUCCAUGGGCAUGGAGCCUAAUCACAGGGCAAUUUCUCUGAGGAAUGUCAUUGUAAGAGCCAUGCUCUUUGGGGUCUUCAUCCUUCUCUUGAGGUUUGUUUAUGUGGUCACUAUUCAAGAUGUUUCUGAGACCUUCAAUCUAAUUGGUAUUGAACCUGCUUUGAAACGAUCUUUCCGAUCCUCCGUAGACCAGUAUUUCCAAUUUCCCGUCGGUGAAACAGUUGAUGAAUCUCAGAAACGGCUAUGGACCAGCAAGAACUGGAGAAAAACGGUGGAUUUUUACUCUCUCUCUUUUCAAGACCUCUUAAAACAAAGCCUCAUCUCUUCUCAAUCCAAGGCCCUAUGUGUGGGCACAAAGGACGGUCAGGAUGUCCUAGCUCUCAAAGAGCUUGGUGUCUCAGAUUCCAUCGGCAUUUCCUUGAACCCAUCCCCGCCUCUUGUCAUUUAUGGUGACCUUUUCCAGCAACCUUUCCCCGAAGAUACCUUUGAUUUCGAGUUUUCUGGCAACUUGGACAGUACCCACUUGCCAGAAAAUCUUGCCUCUGAAAUGGUUCGCACCUUGAAGCCUGGCGGGGUCCUGGUAUUGCAAACUUCUCAUGCCAAAGACAUGUACAGUUUUAAUUCUUUCAUUGAUUUGUUCAAGUAUUGUAGAGUUUUACAAUCUAGAGAGAGAAACACGACCUCCCUUGGUGUUCUUAGAGAGAUAGUUCUGAUAAAAGAUGAAAAUCCCUAUAUGGAUGUGGUCUCGGAAAGUGUAAACCAAUGCUCCGUUCCUGAACAUAAGAGAAAAAUUGCGAGAAUGGCAGAGCCACUUAUAAUGGAGGAGCCAUUGAAGCCAUGGCUCACUCUAAAGAGGAACAUCAAGAACAUCAAGUAUCUCUCAUCCAUGGUGGACAUAAGCUUCAAGAGGAAAUAUGUAUAUAUUGAUGUAGGCUCGAGGUCCUAUGGUUCGAGCAUUGGUAGCUGGUUCAAAAAGCAAUAUCCAAAGCAAAACAAGACCUUUGAGGUUUUUGCUAUAGAGGCUGACAAGACCUUUCAUGAGGAGUAUUCGAAGAAGAAAGGGGUCAAGCUUGUGCCAAAGGCUGCUUGGGUUCGAGAUGAAAUGUUAAGGUUUGAGAUCAACGGUGAGGAUUCAGGGAAUGGGCGGGGAAUGGGUCGAAUUCAAAUGGAUGGAUCAAAUGUGCAGGGGAGGCGGGAGGUGGUUGAGAUCGAGGGCUUCGAUUUUGCUAAGUGGGUGAAGAGUAAUGUUGACAAGAGAGAUUAUGUGGUGAUGAAGAUGGAUGUUGAAGGGACUGAGUUUGAUCUCUUGCCUAACCUUUUUGAAACAGGGGCUAUAUGCUUGAUUGAUGAGAUUUUUUUGGAGUGCCAUUACAAUAGGUGGCAAAAGUGCUGCCCUGAGAGAUCCAAAAAGUAUAAGAAGACUUAUGGGGAUUGUAUGAAUCUGUUUACUUCUCUCAGAGAGAGUGGAGUUCUGGUUCAUCAGUGGUGGUAGAAAGAGAAAGGAAGGAUUUAGGGUUGGGGAUCAAAAGUGAGACCCAUCCCUCUAUUCUUUUGCUUUAUCCCUUUUUGAGUUUUUCUUUACGAAUUUUUUCUCUUUACAUGUUUCUAGGGAGCUCCUCUUUCAUUAUUUUUUGUGUUAUCUUUUACAGUGAAAUGUGUAGCUUCUGAUUCCAUUUGUGAUGAUUAAUCGGGAAACAAAUUUGAUUCAGUUGCAUAUUGUUAUA